This is a messenger RNA of Suillus discolor, 867 nucleotides long. RefSeq names its product WD40-repeat-containing domain protein. The record is from RefSeq and is a predicted model, not a curated record. The transcript is spliced from 7 exons. The coding region runs from base 1 to 867 and encodes 288 amino acids. Lineage: Eukaryota; Fungi; Basidiomycota; Agaricomycetes; Boletales; Suillaceae. Gene Ontology annotation, molecular function: protein binding.
AUGCACGGACACAGAGUGACCGCCACGCAGAGAACACGAAGCCUGCAGCGCAGAAUGACUCCUCUGUUGCAGUUCGACGUCGUAGGGGGCGCAUAUCGUAGGCGUACGCUGCCUGGCGCAGAUGCCAGUGGACACAGCGCUGCAGUGCAUUGUUUCUGGUUAUGGACGUAUCCGGCAGGGCUUGAUAGUCGCUUAUGCGUAUCUUCCGACUUUGCGAAGUCGGGAAAUGGGGAGGAGGCUUUGGCGAGCGAGCCUAGUAGGGCUGGUUUUCUGGUCAGUGGAGGGAGUUAUAGGCGCGUCGUUGUUUGGGAUCUUGGCAAGGACAGGCUGGUCAAGGUGCUGCAAGAUCAUCUUGACAGCGUGCUGUGUGUUCGUGUCGAUAGUGGGAGGCUGGUGACGUGUUCCAAAGACCAGACUGUCAGAACAUAUGGGUUUCCGUCGUUGAAGCCUCAAUUCGUGUUUCGUGCACAUCGUGCAGCUAUUAACGUUGUUGGUGACGUGAUAGUGUCUGGCUCUGGUGACCGUUCCAUACGCGUUUGGAAUGCAAAUACUGCAAAUAUUGCCUCUAUCGAGUUCAAGCCCCCAUAUUUGUUGUCUGGCUCAUCAGACAUGCAUUUGCGCAUGUUUGACAUAGCAUCGUCGCAAGGCUGGUCGACAAACCCUGAGGUCAACACUAUUCCCUCUGCCACGGUUCCUAGCUUGACCUCCUCAACAUCGCAUGUUCAAGAUGAUAUUGCAAUGAUACCGGGACACACGACCGUUGCCCUUGGGGAGGAGUUUGCCGUCAGUGGGAGCUAUGAUUUAACCAUUAAGCUGAAAGCGCACCUCGCAGAGGAUCUGUAUUUGGGAUUUCUCACAUGGAAUUGA